UCUGAUAGAAAAAUAAUUUUGCCUACUUCUUCUUAGUUUUUAUUUUUUUUUUAUUUUUUAAUAAUUGUUAAAACACAAAAAAGCAGAUUAUAAUCGAAAUGGAAUUCUUCCACAAAGGCAAGACAGUUCGACUUUGCAGCCACCAUGAAAAAUACUUAGUUGCCGAAGACGAUGAAGAGUCGGUCAGGCAGGACAGAAAUGGAGCAUCCAAGAGAGCUCGAUGGACAGUCGAGUUCGUAACCGGCUCCGGCUCCGCUAUCCGCCUUAAGAGCUGCUACGACAAGUAUCUCACCGCCUCCACCGAGCCAUUUCUGAAAGGUUUGAGUAGCGGUCGGAAAGUUGUACAGGCCCUGCCGUCAUGUCUUGACUCCACGGUCGAAUGGGAGCCGAUCAUAGAUGGGGAACACAUCAGGCUCAAGAGCCGCUACAGUCAUAGCUUCCUCAGGGGCAGUGGAGGGCUUGCACCAUGGAGGAAUUCGGUCACCCAUUAUACAGCUGAUGAAACAGAAAAGUCUAGCUUGGAAUGGGAUGUUGAUAUUGUAGAGAAUCUUGACAUACAUGAGGUACCUAAAAUUUUACUCUCUCUCUCUGAUACAAUGAGUCACACACAACCUCCUCCUCCUCAGACACCUCAGGUACCCGCAAAAUGCGAAACUCCGGCUGCACCUCCUGCUCAUGUUCAUCCUCCUCCUCGACAGGAUAACAACAUGAAUAACGUGCAAUAUACGCAGCUAGGAAUUGGCGCAACAGGUAUAGCAGUAUCUGCAGCAAGUCUAGCAGCAGACAUUUGGGAUUUCUAA
This is a messenger RNA of Ziziphus jujuba (common jujube), 800 nucleotides long. RefSeq lists its product as uncharacterized. The record is from RefSeq and is a predicted model, not a curated record. NCBI's taxonomy places the organism in Eukaryota, Viridiplantae, Streptophyta, Magnoliopsida, Rosales, Rhamnaceae. Bases 99 to 800 code for a protein of 233 amino acids. The transcript has 3 exons.